Molecule: messenger RNA, 842 nt
Organism: Dictyostelium purpureum
Lineage: Eukaryota; Evosea; Eumycetozoa; Dictyosteliales; Dictyosteliaceae
Exons: 1
Coding region: 86-739 (217 amino acids)
Source: RefSeq, a predicted model, not a curated record
AGGUGCAAUUCUAAAUGAAAACUAUAACAAAAAACUCACCUCUGUUACAUCAUUAUUUGGACAAGUUCAAGCAAAUCAAACCCAAAUGCUUCAACCAAUUGAAACCAUUACAGGUAUCCUUUCCACCAUUAUUACAAUUUUCCAACACCGUAUGGUACAUUUUACUCUCUCACAAUGUUUCUUUAGCCAAAUUUUCUCUUGGAUUGGUUCAAUGAUUUUGAAAGCAUUUAUGCUACGUCAAGCUUUCUGUACUGAUCAAUUUGCCCUUUUCGUUAAACAAAAGAUUGACCUCCUUAUCUCUUGGUCUGAAAAUUUUGGUAAUGUAUGGUGUGGUAAUAUUUCAAAAUCGUUUGUUCAAGUACGUGAAGUUAUUGCUGUGCUCACAUAUAAAGAAAAAGACAAAUUUGCAGAAGAGAAAACUCGUAAAAUUAUUUGUCCAAAUUUAAAUGCAAAUCAACUAAAACAAAUUUUAGCAAUGUAUAGUCCUGGUGAAUUUGGUAAAAAAGUACCAACCAAAGUUAUUACCUCAAUUUGCCCACCAACCAAAGCACUUUUAAAUCAACAACUAUUCGAUUCUGAAAAACUAUUACCAAUUCCAAUCGAAGCUUUACACUAUUUAGAAACAAGUGAUAUCAAAGGCCUCUCUUUACCAUCGUCAAUUAGGACCUCGAUUGAAACAGAAAUUAAAAAUAUUAAAAAAUUAAUAAUAUCAAAAAAUGUCAAUAAUACACCAAUUUAAUUUAUUUAUAUUCACAAUAAAAAAAAAUAAAAUAAAAAUAAAAUAAAAAUAAAAUAAAAAAAAAUAAAAAAAUUGGUUUAUCUGUGUAUUAUUAUUUACUUCA